Haliotis rufescens (red abalone) is the source of this 5352-nucleotide messenger RNA. RefSeq lists its product as uncharacterized. The transcript has 6 exons. The record is from RefSeq and is a predicted model, not a curated record. The coding region runs from base 273 to 3755 and encodes 1160 amino acids. Lineage: Eukaryota; Metazoa; Mollusca; Gastropoda; Lepetellida; Haliotidae.
GUGGGAGAAGAGUUGUCGAACUUCCUUCCGUGUAGAGGGCGCUUUGACGCAUGGCUUCACGUUGACCUAAUCAUGAAGAUAAUUUUGGGAUCCGAUUGAAGCAAGACGACACUGAGUAAAACUGCCUUUUGUGUUCAAGAUCAGAGUGCCACGUACAGUCUGAUCUUUAACUCAGCAGUCGUCUCUUAGCAACGAAAUCAGUUGACAAUUUCAAGAGAGGUAACUGCACUUACUGAAAGAUAUAUUAGCCCCAACUCUCAGUGCUGUCCGUGAUGGCAGGAGAUCUGGGGUCCUUUCUUCAGUAUAACUCGACAUCCAGCCCGGCAAUGUAUACUGGUGGACGACGUCCGUAUGAGGACAUGGGAGGAUCAGAUGACCCAUUCAACAAGAAGAGAAAGACCGACAUGUGGAAUGAGGGAGGGUAUUCCGACUCAAUGGCACUCCCACCCCCACCUCCCUUUCCAUACGCCAACCAGUCCAACACCACAAGCGGCAUGAACAGCAUGUUUGACAGCGGCAUGGACAACUUCGACAGCCCCUGGAAGAUGAGACAGUACGACAACAUGGGCUCCUCCACAGCAGCAUCCUCGUCCUCUGGAGCUGAUUGGAACAGUGGUGGGGGGGGAUGGGGAGGUACUGGCUCCUCCAACUAUGGGGGAGACACUGGGUAUGGGGGAGACACUGGUUACGGGGGAGGUUCAGGUUUUGGGGGAGGUUCAGGAUUCGGGGGAGGUUCAGGAUUCGGGGGAGGUUCAGGAUUCGGGGGAGGUUCAAGUUUUGGGGGAGGUUCGGGUUUUGGAGGAGGUUCAGGUUACAAGGGGGGCUCAAAUUUCGGAAGGUCGUCUAAUUGGGGUGGACAAAGUAGAGGGGGGAGAGGAAGGGGAAAAUCGUUUUCAUUUGGUAACCAAUCGGACGAUCCAGACUUUACCGAUGACUUUGCCGUGUUGAAGGCGGCGGAGAUACAGUAUAAGAAGCAGGGGACUGUGGAUUUUGAUAAAAUCAGGAAGGCCCUCCAACUGGUGAGCCAGCAAUCUGAUGGGGGGAGGGGCAAGAGAGGGGGGCGUGGAGGAAGAGGGGGGAACUGGAAUGACGGGCCAAGCUUUGGUGGCUUUGGAGGUGGAGGUCGAGGAGGGCGUGGUAGAGGUCUUGCCAAGGCGACACCCUAUGACAAAGCUGCUGGUUUUGGUGGUCAAAACAAAUUCAACAGGGGGAUGCGCGGGAGCCCAAAGGGUAGUCAAGUGGCUAGAGGUGGCCCAAGAGGGCGAGGAAACAGAGGAGGCUUUGGUCAGGUAGCCCCUGUUCACAGCCUUGCCAAAGUGUCCACAAUCGACAGCUCCAACAUGUCUAUGGCUGAGAAGAUGCGACGGUUUGCUUUGUUUAUCCAGAAUGAUACCCAGAGAGUCAAUGACAUCCAGACGGUUGAGAAUGGUCUGACAGGCAGCAAGCUCAGUCUCAAAUCUGAUUACCAAGUAGAGGAGCUCCUCAAAGUCUGCAACAAGAUGAUGUUCACAGGGAGACUCUUCAUCGGAUCUGUUUUCCUGGCGAGAAGUGUGGGUGCAAACAAGAAAGAAGUAAAGCAUGAGUGUUUCAGAAAGGCUGUCGAUGUCCUGAAAUCCAAGAGUGUUGCUGCCAUCAUGAAGAUGGAAGAUGUUGGGACGGAGAAGAUGAGAGCCGAGCUGCUGGCUUCGCUGAAGGAUGAAGGGAGCUCGAACCCUGUGAUGGAUGCCCAGAAGAAGGUGGCAUCCUUGGAGGAGGGCACUAAGGGAGAACCUGCUUCGGGUCUGGUUGGACUUGAGGUGAACUUUGAUCAGUUGAUACAGUACUUGAACAGUGGGAAGGCCAACUGCAACAACGUCAUCAGUGAGCUGACUCAGUCCUUCUCUGCCUCCUUCUGUAACCUGUCUCACAAGUAUGCGGAAGAAAAUACCCGACUGCCCAAUGGGAAGCUGUGGUUCAAGGGGAAGAUGACAAUUAAUGACACAUUAAUAGCUUCAGCCACAAGUCACAAGAAGAAGGAGGCUAAACUGAAGACGUUUGAAAAGGCCAUUGUGUUCCUGAAGACAAAACCCAUUUCUGUGAUCAUGCAGGGUAUUUCUCCAGAUGAAGCCGAUGACAUGCCCACGUUCGAUCCUUUAGCUACAGCAGCAGCUGGUCAAGACUUCAAAGAGGACAACGCCAGUCUUCCCAGUGAGCGGACCCUUGAGAAACUGAAGACCCUCUUGAUAUCAGUCCCUGAGUUUCCGGGUAUAGACUCAGUGGUCAACCUUCUGGACGUCACUGCCCAUCAACUGCUCCUUGUGCCCACAUGUGUCUACAGGAAGGGGGGGAGCAAGGACGUCAAAGGCACAAUCCAGUGUGACCUCUACUUGGACAACAUCCUGCUGGCUAUUGGGGAGGGAGAGAAACGCAAAGAUGCACAGUGCGAUGCUUACACCAAAGCCUUGGAUGUUCUUUCCACAAGCACGGCUGAAAUAAUCUACAAUGACUUUCAGAAACUGACCCCUGAAGACACCAAGGGUCCCGGUGUCCUAGAAGUGUGGGUGAAGGGACAGAGCCGGACUGGGGAGUCAAACCUGCAGCGGCUGAAGCGAAUGAAGCUGGACCCGAUGGAGCAUGGCAAAGACAAGAACGACAUCGUCCUCAUUGAGCAUCAUGAGUGGGCGUUCGACCGGAAGAGACAAGCUUUCUGCAUCCUCAACAUGAGUGCUACCCAGAAUGCUAUGUUGUUGGAAUGGAAGAUAAGCCCAGUUGGGACAUUUUUCAAGUGUGAGAUGUACAUCCAACAAGAGCUGGUGGGAGAGGCGUGUGCUCCAGCCAAGAACGCAGCCCGCAACCUGUCUGCAGGCGACGCUCUGUUCAAGCUGUACCAGACACAGACAGCCAUCAAGGUUGUGUCCCGAGACGAGUCGAACUUCUGGUUCACAUACGAGACAAUCAAGGAAAAAGCGGACAAGCUGAAGGCUGAGGCUGGUGACACUGGAACCAAUGACAUGGUCCCCGUCACCACCGACUCCUCCGUGGAGGAGAAGCCGAGGGCGGAGGGGAAGGAGGGGGCAGCCAAUGGAGAGGGGACAACGUCUGAGCCUCUGAUGGCCAACAAGUGGGUCAAGCUGGUCAUCGAACAGAUGGUAGAGAAGUUUGCCAAGGAGGAAAACCUAGAGGAACUCCUGUUUGGGCCAGGGUUCCCUCCUGGGGAGAAGAAACUGCUCAACUUGAUCGCACGUAGCUUUGACUUGCGCUUCUCCACUAAGCAGAAUAAAGAUCAUGCUUACUCAGUCAUCUUCAGGAAGUUUAUGCCAGACAAGAUGGCGGAGCUGUUGAGAAAGAAUGGCGGCCACAGCGGCAAGUACUCCAUCAUCCCGAAGGAACUUCUACCCAAGCAUGCUGACAUCAAGGACCAGCUGAUGCCAGCUCCCAAACCAGAAGGCCAGAAAGGGAAAGGGUCAGCCAGUCAGUCGUUUGACACAUCAGGAGAAUAUGAAACUGCACAUUCUACCUUCUUUGAAACAUCAACUACUGGAGCUAAGACCAAAGUGAAAUCUCCAUUCGCAAAUGUAGGUCGUGGCAACGCCUCCUUCCAGACAAGUACCCCCAGAGGUGGAAACAAGGGGAAGCGUGGGCGAGGCCGAGGGAAGGGGAACAAGGUGGUGUCCGGGAACCUCCAGGGGACUGGAGGGGAUGCAGUGAAAGAUGAAGAUGUGUCGCAGUGUGAAGAGAACACUACUGGUGGUGAUCAGAUGGAUUACACAGCUUGAGUUGGAAGAAAGACAAACUGGAGAUUGUGUGGACAAAAUAGCUAAACAGAUGCUGCCAGUGAAGACUUGUCUAGAGCUGGAGUAAGUCUGCUGGCACGUAUUCCUGUAUGGAAUGGUGGAACUGGUUUGAUAAGCAGUACCUUUGAAAGAAUUUUGUGACUUUGAAAACAGUUUCUCAUUUAUGAAAUGGAAUCCUUUUUAGAUUGUGUUGUACUUUCAAUGUCAAGGGUUACAGUUGACCUUAAAUCAUCAAGCAUCCUCACUGUAUGCCUUAGAAAACAUUGUCUACGUUACAUUAUGUUCUGCUGAUUAGCAAGGUAUGUGAGGUUUUGUACUAGGACAAUGAGCUACAAUGGUAGAUGACUGGCUUGUAUUUUCAGUUUAUUUGCAUACCAAUACAUGAAUCAAACCUUUUUAGUGGGAGAUGUUUAGUGUAUGUUCAAGUGUUCAAACUUUGUAACUCACUGUUUGUUUUGUAUCAUUGUCGUAAGAAAGUCCUUUAUUGUUUUGAAACUGUUCAGUAUUUAAGGAUUUAUCAAGCAUUUCCCACAGACAAACAGUGGCUCGAACCUCAUAAAACUUUUUCAUAAUGCCCAGUGAUAAAUGUGUUUGCUGAAGUAUUUUCCUUUGGUUCAGUUCUCGGGACAAUUUCUGUUCAGUUGUAUUUAAAACUGGAGUAAUAUUCGUUGCCAUCUAAAAUGUUUUAAAAUUUCAGACAAUUUUCUGUAUUUCUUCAUCUACAAACUGGUAUUUAUCUUGUUUAAUGGAGGUCGAAAGUUAGAUAAGGAUUGUCUACCCUGUGUUUUAUUUUGGGUUUUUAUUUACAUUUAAUUCACAUAAUGAUAAUUCACAGGUUAAAUCAUGCCAUGAAAUAAUCAGUGAUUAAGUUUCAUCUGUACAUAAAUCACAGUGCUAAGUCAGAGGAGUAGACGGUGUUUUAAGAUAGACACUUUUCUAUGUCCAUUAGGCUUUUUAUUCUUACCAUGAUGUAAAUUGGGAGACAUAUGUUGCACUAUCAUCACGUUAAACCCAACUCACUCACUCACUCACUCACUCAUGCUGUAAUUGAUAUCACAACAGUUUGUCCAGCCCAUGCCAGAUUUUUUUAUAAAACUUGUUUUCAAUUCGGCUCAUUCCAAAAUAUGUUUUUGUUUAAAAAGUAAUGAAAAUCAGUGGGUUCUUUUUUCAGGAGGACCAACCAUUGAAACUGUUGGCCCCACUUUAUUCUGUAGAACUUUUUCCAACCUAAUUCACAUGUUGAGGAAGCCAAAACAAAUGUUUGAAACUGGAGUUUUUUAGUUUUUGUUUUUUCGUCCUAAUACCGGAAAUUUGGGGGCAAACAUACGUAACCCCUCAAAAAGUCUGGCCUCAUGUUCAGGCUCUGCCCUGUAUGGUGUUCAUUCUUGUAUGUGUCAAAUCUAUAAUGACCCUUUUUGCAACAUGAACAGAAUCAAUCAAAUUGGUUCUGUAAUUCAUCAUUCAGCCUGCCACAAGGAAUCACAAGCUUACAUUCACUGGUAGAAAAGAGGAUAUACCUGACAUCUGUAAAACAUUACUUCAUUGUAUCACAAAUAUGAAUAAAAUUCUUGUGAAUAUA